Dermatophagoides pteronyssinus (European house dust mite) is the source of this 1927-nucleotide messenger RNA. It is a transcript of the gene step, whose product is annotated as cytohesin steppke. The record is from RefSeq and is a predicted model, not a curated record. Gene Ontology annotation, molecular function: guanyl-nucleotide exchange factor activity. Gene Ontology annotation, biological process: regulation of ARF protein signal transduction. Lineage: Eukaryota; Metazoa; Arthropoda; Arachnida; Sarcoptiformes; Pyroglyphidae.
AAAAAGUAAAUAAUAGUGAGUGAUAUUUGAAAUCCUUGGUUCUAGGCAACCAAAUCGUCUAUUAUUACCAACAAUUGUUGUUCAUAUAGAUAAAUCGUUCCGAAUUUGACUCCCAAAAUCAUAUAACGAAAAGAAAACUGAUUUAUUGACUUGUGGCUUUAUAUUGUUUACUAAAGAGACGAUUCUUAGAUCAAAAAGAAUGUCAUUUAACAAUCAUUCUCAUCAUCAUAAUGUUCAUCACAAUCAUUAUCAGCAACAUGACAACAACAUCAACAAUAACAACAAUAGCAACAACACUACCUCCUCAUCAUCAUCAUCAUCGAUGAUGAGAAUGUCUGCAACAACAACGGCCACUGAUAAUGGCAACGGCAUUAGUUUGUCACCAUCGUCAUCAACCACUGCGGUCGGUGCCAUCAUUGGCAGUAAUGGUUGUAUUAAUCAUAAUAACAAUAAUAAUAAUAAUAAUAAUAACAACGGUACGUUCCUUUGUGAUAUAUCGAAUCUAACGGCGGAAGAACGAAAUAAAUUGGAUGAAAUUAGACAAAAACGGCAAAAAUUAUUGAAUGAGAUUCAGAAAUUAAAAGAGGAAAUUUCGUUUGUUAAGAAGGAAAUGUCUCGUCUUGAUCAUCAUCCACUACAGCAACAACAGCCUCAGCAAUAUCCACAAUCAAAUUCAAUAAUCGAUGGUUCGUCUAAUGAUCAUGUAAACAAUAACAAUGGUAAUGGAAACCAACAACGUUUAAAACAAUUAUCGAUUGGAAAGAAAAAAUUCAACAUGGAUCCAAAAAAAGGUAUCGAAUUUCUUAUCGCUCAAAAUCUAGUGGGCAAUACACCCGAAGAUGUUGCAAGAUUUUUAUACAAAGGCGAAAGUUUAAAUAAAACGGCCAUAGGAACAUAUCUGGGCGAAAAAAUCGAUUUUAAUCUGAAAGUUUUGAAUCAUUUUAUCGAACUUCAUGAUUUUAAAGAUUCAUUACUUGUUCAGGCAUUACGGCAAUUUCUUUGGUCAUUUCGAUUACCGGGUGAAGCACAGAAGAUUGAUCGAAUGAUGGAAAAAUUUGCUGCACAUUAUUGUCAUCAGAAUCCUGGUGUAUUUUCUAAUACAGACACUUGUUUUGUUCUUAGUUUUUCGAUUAUCAUGCUCAACACAUCAUUACAUAAUCCAAAUGUAAAAGAAAAAAUGACGGCUGAUAAAUUCAUUCAAAUGAAUCGUGGUAUUAAUAAUGGUGGUGACCUGCCCAAAGAAUUACUGUUAUCUUUAUAUGAAAACAUACGUCAUGAGCCAUUCAAAAUACCUGAAGAUGAUGGACAAGAAUUGAUGCAUACAUUUUUUGAUCCAGAUCGUGAAGGUUGGUUAUGGAAACAAGGUGGCCGUUAUAAAAGUUGGAAACGUCGUUGGUUCCUAUUGAAUGAUAAGUGCCUUUAUUAUUUCGAAUGCGAUACUGAUAAAGAACCACGUGGUAUUAUACCGUUAGAAAAUGUCGACAUACGUGAAAUCGGCGAUCGUGGAGGUCGACAACAUUGUUUUGAACUUUAUUCACCUAUUAGUGAUGUGAUCAAAGCAUGUAAAACAGAUACCGAAGGUCGUGUCAUUGAAGGACGACAUUCUGUAUAUCGAUUAUCGGCUGCAACUGCCGUGGAAAAAGAUGCCUGGGUCAAAUCUAUACAGACUAGUGUUUCGAGAAAUCCAUUCUAUGAAAUGUUAGCGGCAAGAAAACGUAAAGCACAGCAAAAUUAACAAAAUAGACAACAAAAUCUACAAAAAGUCUUUCAUUGAUAAUUCGCUCAUUUCAACUAUCAUAAUUCGAUUAUUCGAUAAUCAUCGAUAGGAUUUACGAAAAGAUUUUGAUUCUCACAUUCUAAGUCAAUCAGUAAAAAUCAUCAUCAAACGAAUUUUAAAUCAUACAAUUCAUUGAUGCCUAUAGAAUCA